AUGCUCACUGGAGCACUGCCAACAAGACUCAUUUCCAGAAAAGCAGGUUUUGCCCUGGAUGCUCUUGAUUUGUCCUGGAAUGAUUUUUCUGGCACUAUUCCUGUAGAAUGGGUAGCUGAUUUUAUGGAAGGAAAUGGCAAGCUUACCGUUCUUCGUCUGCAUCAAAACACAUUGACCGGGAAGAUUCCAUCAGAAUUAUGUUUGCUUCCUGUGAAAGACCUCAUGCUCUCAAGCAACAGUCUGACAGGUUCUAUUCCACGAGAAAUCUUCAACACAAAUACUCUACGAGUGCUCUAUCUGGGUAAAAAUGAUCUCACGGGAACUUUGCCAAGUGAAAUUGGGCUGCUCACCAAUUUGGAAUAUCUGAACUUGAAUCGCACACAGAUUUCUGGUACCUUGCCCUCAGAGAUUGGCCUGUUAAACCAGUGUGAGGAGCUUGUACUCUCUAACACAAACAUGCAAGGGACAAUCCCUGAAGAACUCUACACUGGACUUAAUCCUGGGUAUUUGUACUUGGACGGGUCCAGCUUUACUGGGACUAUCAGUCCAUCACUUGGCCUAUUGACAAAUCUUGAAGAGUUGCAUGUCUCCAACAACCACUUCCAUGGCACUGUUCCCAAUGAGAUUGAGGCAUUGACACUACUGAGGGAACUUCUGGUGAAUGGGAAUGAUCUAUCUGGCACAGUUCCAGUCUCUUUCUGCCAUAAUCGUUAUGCUGGGGAAAGAUCUUCCAAGGUUGUGGCUGACUGUUUGCCCAACCCAGAAACUCGAGUUACUACCAUCCAGUGUGCUUCUGAUUGCUGCACCACUUGCUGUGAUGAGACAGGAGUUUGCCUUGCAACUUGA
Molecule: messenger RNA, 846 nt
Organism: Seminavis robusta
Lineage: Eukaryota; Bacillariophyta; Bacillariophyceae; Naviculales; Naviculaceae
Source: the annotation of a GenBank genome assembly